This is a messenger RNA of Engraulis encrasicolus (European anchovy), 1299 nucleotides long. RefSeq names its product paraneoplastic antigen Ma1-like. NCBI's taxonomy places the organism in Eukaryota, Metazoa, Chordata, Actinopteri, Clupeiformes, Engraulidae. The record is from RefSeq and is a predicted model, not a curated record. Gene Ontology annotation, molecular function: zinc ion binding; nucleic acid binding. Bases 1 to 1299 code for a protein of 432 amino acids. The transcript has a single exon.
AUGCCUAAACAAGUGGCCCUUAGUACUGAGGUGGCUCCCUGGGUGGUCUGUGUCGCUGCUGAAGCCUUGCCUAUGAAGAUUCCCCCGGAGGAAGAUUUUGAAGCCAAGCUGAAAGCCUUCCUGGCUCAUGAGGGAAAGACUGUUGCUGAUGUGCGAGGCCUGUUAACCCCUUCCAUUCCAACCCCUGCCAUGCCUGCAGUGCCACUGCCUGCUAUGCCCAUGUCAGCCAUGCCCUCUCCUGCCAUGUCACCACCAGCAUCAUUAGACCUGAAUAUGCAGCUGGUCAAUGCCAUCACCUCUCUUGUGGACAAAUGCCAAGCAGCCCCUGUGGAAAAUCCAGUCCACCGAAAGCUUCGAGUGUUCUCAGGUAUCAAGCCAACACCACCUGGAGAAGAGGAAUAUGAUGCUUGGGCGGAACAGAUGACGCACUUGCUUGAGGAGUGGAAGUGUUCUGACCCCUUGAAGAAGCAGAAAAUUGCUGAAUGUCUUAAAGGGCCAGCAGCGGAUAUUGUACGAUGCUUGAGAGUGAGCAAGCCCAGUUCAACGGCAGCGGAUUACUUAGCAGCACUGGAAACCGCAUUUGGAACCACUGAGAGUGCCCUAGACCUCAUGUUCAAGUUCCGCAACACUUUCCAACUGCAAGGAGAAAAACUCUCAGCAUAUGUCCUCAGAAUUGACAAGCUGCUGCAUUCUGUAUUCCGAAAAGGGGGCAUUCUUCUCCGAGAGAUGGAUGGGACUCGCAUUGAGCAAGUUGCAAGGGGCGCACUGCCUAAUGACCUGGUUGCCCUCCGCAUCAUGCUGGUGUACAAAUUCAAGCCUCCCCCCAGUUUCACUGAGCUGCUGCGUGAAGUGAGAGCAGAGGAGGCUCUGAUCUUUGAAAGGCCGACAGCCAGUCAUGUCACCCUGUCUGCUAUGGUCGCUCCUGUUGAGCACAGCACCAGCCCUGCUGCAUUCUCAUGUCCCAGCCCAGUGCCUACUGAAACUACCCCUUCUGUUGAGAGUCUGACGAAAGAGGUGCAACACCUGAAAAGUGAGAUGACGCGCUUGCUCUCCUUCUCCGUCUCAUCACCCUCAGCAACGCCACCGAUCGUCUCACAAAGACCCAGCCCACAGGUACAGGGGGGAAGACCGGCAAACGUGCAGAGAGUACGACAGGACACAGCUGAUGUUUUCUGCUACAAGUGCGGGGAAGAUGGCCAUUUUCAACGUCAAUGCCAGAAUGCAGAGAACCUCAGGAAAGUUAACCAGCGCCUCAUAAAGCUCAGACGGCCGACGGGAAACGCCCCAGGGACCCAGUAA